AUGAACGUUAACUCAGUCAUAUACUACAUUUUAUUCCUUUUUGCAUCAACAAUCCUUGCGGCAGAUAAAACGUCCAGUUCAGUAUCACCUACUUUAGUAUGGGUCACAGGUACUGAUGCCAAUGGGAAAUUAGCCACCACCCAAUCAACAUAUUAUCAAAGCUUUAUGAGUACUUAUACCACAGCUGAAACCCCAUCGUCUGGUUCUAUUGGAUUGGGGUCAAUCAGUGGAACAGUAGGAGAAAUCAGAACUUAUAGUAUGACUACUAUAUCACAAGGUAAUGGUGGGUUAUCAAAAUUCAAUCAAAAUGGUUUAGAAAUGAAGAAUUUGUCAUUUGUUAAAUUAAUUGGGGUUUCUUUUAUUGCAUUCAUUUCAUUCAUUUUAUUAAUAUAG
Molecule: messenger RNA, 393 nt
Organism: Candida albicans SC5314
Lineage: Eukaryota; Fungi; Ascomycota; Pichiomycetes; Serinales; Debaryomycetaceae
Gene: KRE1
Product: Kre1p
Exons: 1
Coding region: 1-393 (130 amino acids)
Biological process (GO): fungal-type cell wall organization
Source: RefSeq, a predicted model, not a curated record